AUGUCUUCGGACCGAGACAAAGACCAAGGUCACAUCGACCAGCUUCUAGAGCGUUAUCUCGCCCUGCUAGACGAGUACACAGCGCUGCGCAAACAGCUCUCCAGUCUCCAGUCAGACGUAUAUCACAAUAUCGCCCGGGCGAACUUUUCCGGCGAACGUGGCCUGAGAUAUGGCCAGGAUCACUACGAUGAGAGAAUGAGAGCCAGUCGACGGGUUGGCAUAACGAACGCUGAAAAUGGGCUUCCCAGAUUCACUGUGACGACAAUUUCUCAGGAGGAUUCCACCCUUGUAGAGGCGGAAAAGAAUGUGCAAGAAGAAAAACUUGCGGAGAAAGCUCAUGACGUAUCUGGAGAUGGCCAACCCGUCAGGUCGCCAGGUACAGGAGGAGAAGAGGGCGACAAGGAGGAGACGAAGAGUAACGAGACGGGCGAUCCUCUUCGUUGGUUUGGCAUUCUAACGCCCAUGCCGCUGCGGGCUGCUCAGCGCCAUUCCAUCAGGGCUGUCGAGGACGUCGUCCCGCGCCUGGUGUCUGUCAAUGCGGAGAUGCAGCAUGUUGAGAUCGAAGUGAGGAGGGCGCGCAAGAGGAGGGCCAAGGCAGCAGCUGCGCAGAGCAAGGGCAGGGCUGCAGAGGCGGCUACUACGUUGGGCCAAGAAGUCGGGGCUGCUUAA
Metarhizium acridum CQMa 102 is the source of this 669-nucleotide messenger RNA. RefSeq lists its product as uncharacterized. The record is from RefSeq and is a predicted model, not a curated record. Gene Ontology annotation, cellular component: Vma12-Vma22 assembly complex. Gene Ontology annotation, biological process: vacuolar proton-transporting V-type ATPase complex assembly. NCBI's taxonomy places the organism in Eukaryota, Fungi, Ascomycota, Sordariomycetes, Hypocreales, Clavicipitaceae.